This is a messenger RNA of Synchiropus splendidus (mandarinfish), 2035 nucleotides long. RefSeq names its product LIM homeobox 3 (gene lhx3). Lineage: Eukaryota; Metazoa; Chordata; Actinopteri; Syngnathiformes; Callionymidae. The record is from RefSeq and is a predicted model, not a curated record. The transcript is spliced from 6 exons. Gene Ontology annotation, biological process: regulation of transcription by RNA polymerase II; neuron differentiation. Gene Ontology annotation, cellular component: nucleus. The coding region runs from base 243 to 1439 and encodes 398 amino acids. Gene Ontology annotation, molecular function: DNA-binding transcription factor activity, RNA polymerase II-specific; RNA polymerase II transcription regulatory region sequence-specific DNA binding.
AGAUCCACGCUGCAGCUCCCCCGCAGGGCUCAGUGUCUGAAGUGAAGUCUGUGGGUCACGCACUUCUUCCUCUCCCCCUGCUGCAUCGUCGCCACGGAUGAUCAACACAACUUUUUUCUCGUGAAGGACGCAACCCAAACUUUCCACUGUCAAACUUGGAGGGUAGUGGAAGGUGGGAGAUUUGAUUCCUCGGCACCAUCACAGCACGAAUCUCUCCACCAGGAACACCGAGGCUCCUCAAAAUGUUGCUGGAGCAUCCGGGCUCGAGUUGUCAAAACACGGCCAAUUUCUCAAGAUACACUGGAGGUCAAGAGAUCCCGGUGUGCGCUGGCUGCAACCAGCACAUCGUGGACCGGUUCAUCCUCAAAGUUCUGGACCGCCACUGGCACAGCAAGUGUCUGAAGUGCAGCGACUGCCAGUCACCGUUGGCUGACAAGUGCUUCAGCAGAGGAGACAGCGUUUACUGCAAGGAGGACUUCUUCAAGAGAUUCGGGACCAAGUGCGCAGCAUGCCAGCAGGGGAUUCCACCCACCCAGGUGGUGAGGAGAGCGCAGGACUUUGUUUACCAUCUACACUGUUUUGCCUGCAUCGUAUGCAAGAGGCAACUGGCCACAGGAGACGAGUACUACCUGAUGGAGGACAGCAGACUGGUGUGCAAGGCCGACUAUGAGACUGCUAAACAGAGAGAAGCUGACUCCACUGCGAAAAGGCCCCGAACGACCAUCACGGCCAAACAACUGGAAACGCUAAAGAACGCGUACAAUAACUCCCCCAAACCUGCUCGCCACGUCCGGGAGCAGCUAUCGUCGGAGACGGGCCUGGAUAUGCGGGUCGUGCAGGUUUGGUUCCAGAACCGGCGAGCUAAGGAGAAGCGACUGAAGAAAGAUGCGGGGCGACAGAGGUGGGGACAGUACUUCCGCAACAUGAAGCGGUCGCGGGGCAGCUCCAAGUCAGACAAGGACAGCAUCCAGGAAGAAGGCAUGGACAGUGAUGCAGAGGUGUCUUUCACAGAUGAACCUCCCAUGUCCGAGCUUGGUCACUCUAACGGCAUCUACAGCAGUAUGAACGAGUCUUCUCCGGCCAUUGGGGGCCGCCAGGGGAGCAACAACCAUAGCUCUUUCCCUCUGGAGCACGGCGUCCUUCCUUCUCAGGACCAGUUCCACGACAUCCGCUCCAACAGCCCGUAUGGCCUGCCACAGUCGCCGGGGUCUCUGCAGCCUCUCCCCAGACAUCCACCACUCAUCACCAGCCUGGUCUAUCCUGACUCGGGUCUCUCCAUCAUGACCCAAGGAGGAGGCAUCAACCCUGGUGUGAGGGUCUCCAUGGGAACGGCCAACGGCCCGAGCUCUGACCUCUCUACUGGGAGCAGUGGCGGAUACCCAGACUUUCCAGCGAGUCCUGCCUCCUGGUUGGAUGAAGUGGACCACGGACAGUUUUGAUUUGCCGGCCCCCCUUUUUUUAUUCCCUUUUUGUCUCACUGUCCUGGGGUCUGGAGACAAAGAAAAGACGCAAUGGACAAAAGCACUUGGCCUCAACGUUGUAAAAUUAAUGUAAUAUAAUAACAGUCUGUCUUCAGGUACCAUGAUAAGCUUUCUCAGAACAACACCACAGACUUGAGCAGAACCCUUUCAUCCGCCCUCCUUAUUUAUUCUCAUCUUGCUCCUUUUAUUUUAUUUUUUUAUUCAGGCGGAGAGUUUAGAGUCUUUAACUAUCUGGUCGAUGCCAAAAUGUCUAUAUAUAUUUAACGUUUUAUCAUUGUGGAGACUUUAUUUUUAUACUUGGAUGUGAAGUGGAGGACAGGACAGGACUUUCUCUACCAGGGAUCUGAACCGAAAUGUCGAUGUUUGUCUUAAAUGGUACUCAGCUGUGCGGUUACAUCUAUGCAUCUGUGUGUUCUCAGACGUGUCUUGUUCGUUUUCCUCACCUGGAAAUGAGGAUCUGUACAUGUUUGUUUAUGUGGGGAAAUGUGUUAUUUAUUCUUUCUGGUUAAUGAUGAUGAUUCCUGUUGAACAACACAGAACUUUAAUAAAUUUGU